Messenger RNA from Phoenix dactylifera (date palm), 1125 nucleotides. Its product is annotated as stem-specific protein TSJT1-like. The record is from RefSeq and is a predicted model, not a curated record. Lineage: Eukaryota; Viridiplantae; Streptophyta; Magnoliopsida; Arecales; Arecaceae.
CUGUUGCAGCUAUAUAAACACCCGCCUCCUCCCCGUUCAAAGCUCCAUUCCAAUCCCCACUCCCUUUCCUUCUACAUACUUUUCGUUUUCUCAGUUUUGGAAACAGAGAGAAAGGAAAAGAGAUGAUGCUGGCCUCAUUCCACAACUCGCUGGCUCAUCCGCCCCAGGAGCUCAACAGCCCCAGCGGCGGCCGGCGUGCCCCCAAGAACCCGGAGGAGAUUCUUCGGGAGUUCCACACCCUCCACCCCGACGACUCCUUCUCCGCCACCUUCAGCGUCGGCGCCGCCCUCGCCUGCGUCCCCUCCCAGUCCCACUACUCCCCUAAGCAAAGGCUGUUCUGUAGCCUUGAUGACAUAUACUGUAUGUUCGUGGGGGGCCUCGACAACUUGUGCUCUCUGAUCAGGCAGUACGGGCUGAGCAAGAACGCGAACGAGGCGCUGCUGGUAAUCGAGGCCUACCGGACGCUGCGCGACCGCGGGCCCUACCCGGCCGACCAGGUCCUCAAGGACUUCGGUGGCUCUUUUGCCUUUGUGCUUUAUGAUAACGAGGCCGGCACCGUCUUCGCGGCUCUGAGCCCGGAUGGGAAGAUACCGCUGUACUGGGGGAUAGCGGCGGAUGGAUCGGUCGUGAUUUGCGAUGAUGUGGGGAUAAUAAAAGCGGGUUGCGGCAAAUCAUACGCUGCUUUCCCUACUGGGUGCAUGUUCCAUAGCGAGGGAGGUCUGAAGAGCUUCGAGUAUCCCAUGAACAAGUUGAGGCCAAUGCCAAGGGUGGACAGCGAGGGGGUGAUGUGCGGUGCCAACUUCAAGGUCGACGUCUAUUCCAGGAUUAACAGCAUGCCGCGAGUCGGCAGCUCCACCAACUGGACCUUCUGGGAUGAAUCAGUUCUAUAGCUCGCUGCUCGCUCGCUCCUGGCGACAACAGCAGGCCAUUGCAUAUAUGCCAUCUCAGUCUGCAUCUCUUUCUGCUUUGGAAUUUCAUGUCUCAUCUCAUCUUCCUCCUUGUUCAAAUGGAUUUCGAGUUCCUUGGAAGAUGUGUACCAUGGUGCUCGUGACUAAAGGUGUUUGGAAGUCUACUGUAUACUUGGUGUCCAUCUUUGUGCAUAAGAAACUGACUCAUUCCUGGUCA